AUGCACAUUGUUAGUGGCAUUGCCGUCACCCUGGGCCUUGCUGGUGCUGUGUCCGCAAACCUACACCCUCGCUCUCAAGAAACCCGUGACUUCUUCGCCCUCCACCUUGACGAUACCGUCGAUCCCUCCCACAUUGCACAGGUCCUGGGUGCACGCCACGAGGGCCAGAUUGGCCAACUGGAUGGCCACCAUACUUUCUCAUUACCGCGGGAAGAGACGGCUCAGUUUGAUACCUUGCUGAAUGAUUUACGGACCAGGCGAAAGCUCAGGCGGCGCUCCAACGAUGGAAUCGCUUCGCGCGAGACAAGUGACGAUCCCCUAGACAAGAUCCUAUGGUCGCAUAAGAUCGCUCCAGCAAGACAACGAUUGCAGAAACGACUUCCGCCAGUCUCCGUGCCGUAUAAAUCGCUGGACAAGAGAGAAAAUGCGCAGAUGGUUGCUUUCCGGAAGAACGCCAUGUCAUCUCUAGGGAUCACUGACCCGAUCUUCAAAGACCAAUGGCACCUCCUCAAUACAGUGCAACCUGGACACGAUCUCAAUGUGACGGGACUGUGGCUGGAGGGGAUAACUGGCAAGGGCGUUGCCACUGCAGUUGUCGACGAUGGGCUGGACAUGGAUAGCAACGAUCUCAAACCUAACUACUUCCCUGAGGGCUCCUGGGAUUUCAACGAGAACCUCCCGGAUCCCCGUCCUCUUCUAUUUGACGAUAAACAUGGUACUCGAUGCAGUGGCGAGAUCGCGGCGGCAAAGAACGAUGCUUGCGGAGUCGGUGUUGCGUAUGAUAGCAAGAUAGCCGGCGUCCGGAUGUUGUCUAAGCCUAUCGAUGAUGUCGAUGAAGCGGCAGCUAUCAACUUCGGCAACCAAAAGAAUGACAUAUAUUCAUGUUCAUGGGGCCCCAUCGACGAUGGAGCUACCAUGGAUGCGCCUGGAAUCUUGAUCAGGCGAUCCAUUACCAACGGUGUCCAAAAGGGCAGAGGGGGUAAAGGUUCGGUCUUUGUGUUUGCCGCCGGUAACGGUGCGGCCUCCGGCGACAACUGCAACUUCGACGGGUAUACCAACAGUAUCUACAGUAUUACAGUCGGCGCUAUUGACCGGGAAGGGAAACACCCGACUUACUCCGAGUCAUGCUCGGCCCAACUUGUGGUCGCAUACAGUAGCGGCUCCAAUGAUUAUAUUCACACCACUGAUGUGGGUGCUAACAAGUGCUUCUCUGGGCACGGUGGCACCUCUGCGUCGGGUCCGCUGGCUUCAGGGAGCGUGGCACUCGCGCUCAGCGUACGCCCGGAGCUGACCUGGCGUGAUGUGCAAUACCUGAUGGUAGAAACGGCGGUCCCGGUGAGCGAGGACGACGGUAGCUGGCAGAUCCUGCCUUCUGGUCGCAAGUUUAGCCAUGACUGGGGUUUUGGAAAGGUCGAUACAUAUACCAUGGUCCAGCUUGCUAAGACUUGGGACCUCGUGAAGCCACAAGCGUGGCUCAACUCGCCAUGGCUGAGAGUGCAUCAAGACAUUCCCCAGGGUGAUCAAGGUCUACUCAGUCGCUAUACAAUAACUGCUGAUCAAUUGAAAAGCGCCAACCUCGCCAGAUUGGAACAUGUCACUGUGACUAUGAAUGUCAACCACACACGCCGUGGUGAUAUCAGCGUUGAGCUGCGCAGCCCUGCUGGGAUCGUCAGCUACCUAAGUGUUUCCCGCCUAAAGGAUGAUGUGGCGGCUGGGUAUGAGGAUUGGACUUUCAUGUCUGUUGCUCAUUGGGGUGAAUCUCCUGUUGGCGAGUGGUCCAUCAUUGUAAAAGACUCCAAUGUCAAUGAAUUCUCUGGCGUAUUCAUUGAUUGGCGACUCAAUCUGUGGGGCGAGGCUAUCGAUGGAGCUAAGCAAAAACUUCACCCCCUACCCGACGAUCAUGAGGACGAUCAUCCCUACGAGGAUGCUGCUGUAGCUACAACUAGCAUUACUUCGGCUCCAACGAAGACCCAAGUCCCUACCAAUUCGGAUGACCACCACACCCGUCCUGUGAAUGCAAAGCCACAGCCCACAGCCACGAAGCCCACAGCCACGAAGCCCACAGCCACGAAGCCCACAGAGCCAGUUGAAGAUGAGAAGAAGCCCACCAAUACAACUGGUGGUGAAACCGAAACCCCCUCCCCUUCCUCCACGGACUCAGACUAUAUAUCCUCUUUCCUCCCCACUUUUGGUGCCUCGAAGCGUACGCAGAUUUGGAUUUAUUCUUCGUUGGCUAUGAUCAUUACCUUUUUCAUUGGAUUAGGUGUCUACUUCCAGCUUCAGAGAAUGAAGCGUCGUCGCACCACUCCUCAUGAUGACUACGAGUUUGAAAUGAUUGAGGAUGAGGAUGAGACACAGCCGAUGACUGGAGCACCUCGAACACAGCGUCGUGGCGGUGAACUGUAUAAUGCAUUCGCUGGAGAGAGUGACGAGGAGAUGUUCAGUGAAGAUGAUGAUGAGCCGUAUCGUGAUGGGUUGGCCAAUACCCAGGAAAAGGGCACCGAAGAUGGAACGUCCUAUAGUGGGCCCCAUCAGGAAAAACCUUAA
Penicillium vulpinum is the source of this 2547-nucleotide messenger RNA. It is a transcript of the gene kexB, whose product is annotated as kexin kexB. Lineage: Eukaryota; Fungi; Ascomycota; Eurotiomycetes; Eurotiales; Aspergillaceae. Gene Ontology annotation, cellular component: Golgi membrane; trans-Golgi network. Bases 1 to 2547 code for a protein of 848 amino acids. The record is from RefSeq and is a predicted model, not a curated record. The transcript is spliced from 2 exons. Gene Ontology annotation, biological process: protein processing. Gene Ontology annotation, molecular function: serine-type endopeptidase activity.